CACUGUUUAUUCUCUCGUGCGCAUGUUUACUGGUUGUUAUUGCAUUUUUGCUGAACUCUUUACAGACAAGCGGACGCUCGCGUUUUCUUUACAAAGGCCGUCAUCUUGCUUUCGUCUGUUUUUUUUUCCUUUUUAAGACUAAGUUCGUUAAGAAGGAUGGAUUUUCUGUGGUUGUUGUGCGUGCUGCUGAGCGCCUGGUGCGUCUCUACGGAGCGCCACAGCGUCUACUGGAACAGCACCAACUCAAACUUUCUCGGUGACGAUUACACGGUGCACGUGCAUAUCAACGACUACUUGGACAUCAUCUGCCCGCACUACAAGCGUGGCGAGAUCCCGUCCCAGCAGGCCGAGCGCUACGUCCUCUACAUGGUGGACUUGGAGGACUACGAGGUGUGCAAGCCGCACUCGUUCGAUCAGCUGCGCUGGGAGUGCUCCAGGCCGUUUGCUGUCCACGCGCCUGAGAAGUUCUCUGAAAAGUUCCAACGCUUCACACCUUUCACGCUGGGCAAGGAGUUCCGCCAAGGAGAGAGCUACUACUACAUCUCCAAGCCUCUGCACCAGCAUGGGAGCGACUGCCUGCGGCUAAAGGUCAGCGUCGUCGGACCUCAGGGUUCCAAAAACCACAUAAAGACGACGGAGAAAGAGGAGGCGGCAGAGGGAGGGAAGCAUGGACGAACAGGCGCAGGAGGAGCGCAUAACCCAUCCAACAGGCUUCCGGCAGAUGACCCGGUUGCUAUGAUUCCAAUUGUUCAGAGGAGCGUAGGCAGCUCCGCCGUACACGUCACACCAGUCUCCUUCUUUGUCACGCUCCUUUCUGUCUUCCUCCUGCUCUUACACUGAGACCGGGCCAUGUGGACAUGCUGAUGGAGUUUUUCCCGGCGCUGGAACACCGGAUAUGAAAGACACUUUUUUUUUUUUAUACUCAGAUUUCUUUUUAUAUGACGUACGUGCUGGUGUGUAAGAUGUUGUGUGGCGUGUUUGUGUUUGUGCGAGUGACUUGAAAGUGAUUUGCUACGUACUCUUUGUUUUUAAAGAGGAACAUUACCUAACAGAUUUUCCCUUUUCAAUUUUUUUUUUCCACUUUACUCUGUAUAGUCUGUGUAAAAC
Molecule: messenger RNA, 1107 nt
Organism: Tachysurus vachellii
Lineage: Eukaryota; Metazoa; Chordata; Actinopteri; Siluriformes; Bagridae
Gene: efna1b
Product: ephrin-A1b
Exons: 5
Coding region: 157-840 (227 amino acids)
Biological process (GO): axon guidance; ephrin receptor signaling pathway
Cellular component (GO): plasma membrane
Molecular function (GO): ephrin receptor binding
Source: RefSeq, a predicted model, not a curated record